Molecule: messenger RNA, 834 nt
Organism: Pseudopodoces humilis (Tibetan ground-tit)
Lineage: Eukaryota; Metazoa; Chordata; Aves; Passeriformes; Paridae
Gene: CD164L2
Product: CD164 molecule like 2
Cellular component (GO): cytoplasmic vesicle
Source: RefSeq, a predicted model, not a curated record
AUGGAGCCGGGGGUCCAGCCCCCACGCUGCAGCCGGAGGGAGGGCUGCUGGCCCUCUCAUCGCUUUUCCCCGGCUUUGGCAGGAGAGUGUGGCAAGCUGAGGUCCUGCGAGAUGUGCACAGGCAGCAGCCACUCCCACAACGGCACCGACUGCGUCUGGGUGGGCUGCGGGACCCCCGAGGAGCCAGAAACAGGGAGCUGUGAGCAGAGAGGGUCAGCAGUGAGGGACGCCUGCGCACUCUACAACACCAGCACCCAGUGCCGAGCACUGAAGUCCCACACGGAGGAGCCUCCACGAUCCCAUAGCAAGGAGCCAGUGACACACUCCACAAGGACCACCACCAGCAGCGCCCCGCUGACGGGCAGCCCCGAGUUCCACCCGCCCGGCUUCGACACGGCGAGUUUCAUCGGGGGCAUCGUGCUGGUGCUGUGCGUCCAGGCCGUCGCCUUCUUCAUCAUCAAGUUCAUCAAAUCCAAGGACAGCACCUACCAAACUCUGAUCUGAGGUCCCCGAGCCUCCAGGCUGGGGGGGUCGCUGGCCCCGUCCUCCCCGGGUGAAGAGGCCCCUGCUGGGGUCACCUUUCCACAGCCGGACCGUCCCCCUGCACGGCCACACCACGACUAUGCAAAGCUGGGGACAGCGGGGUGGCACCUGUCACCCGGGCCUGCCCGGGGAUGCUCCGGGGCUGCUCCCAGGGGAUGCAGGGGGGGCACGGGGGGCCCAUCCCACCCUGAAUUCCACCUGCAGCCCCACCCUGCGCUUGCCAGAUGCCCGGGAGGCCAGGGGCAUCCAGGAAUCAGAGGACACGCGGCCGUGGUGGCAGUGGGGGACCCU